Messenger RNA from Staurois parvus, 593 nucleotides. Lineage: Eukaryota; Metazoa; Chordata; Amphibia; Anura; Ranidae. The record is from the annotation of a GenBank genome assembly.
GCGGAAAGUUGGUGGAGUCGGGAGAAGUUGGUGUGUGCGGUAUGGGGGGCUCGUCCAGCCAGCUGUCCAAGGAGCUGAUCAAUGAGUACCAGGAAUUGACGUAUCUCACAAAACAGGACAUUUUAUUGGCUUAUAAACGCUUCAGUGAACUUGUGCAGAAAGAACACCGAAACGACAUAAAUUCGGUACGGGUGCCAAAGGAAACAUUUCUGACCCUGCCCGAAUUAAAGGCUAACCCCUUUAAGCAUCGCAUAUGCCAUGUCUUCUCCACUUCAAAACACGGUGAUGACAGCAUGUCAUUUGAAGAUUUCCUUGACAUGCUAAGUGCUUUCAGUGAAUCUGCUUCCCUUGAGAUCAAAUCUCAUUAUGCCUUCCGGAUAUUUGAUUUUGAUGGCGAUGGUGCAUUAAAUGAAACUGAUUUGGAAACACUGGUGAACCAUUUAACCGGAAUAGAAGAAAACACCAGACUAAGUAAUGAGGAGAUGAAGCAGCUUAUAGAAAAUAUCCUUGAUGAGUCCGAUAUAGACAAGGAUGGCACAAUAAACCAUUCUGAAUUCCAGCAUGUCAUCUCCAGAUCUCCAGACUUUGUCACG